This is a messenger RNA of Oryzias melastigma (Indian medaka), 5738 nucleotides long. It is a transcript of the gene cttnbp2, whose product is annotated as cortactin binding protein 2. Lineage: Eukaryota; Metazoa; Chordata; Actinopteri; Beloniformes; Adrianichthyidae. Bases 30 to 5051 code for a protein of 1673 amino acids. Gene Ontology annotation, cellular component: glutamatergic synapse. Gene Ontology annotation, molecular function: protein binding. The transcript has 23 exons. The record is from RefSeq and is a predicted model, not a curated record. Gene Ontology annotation, biological process: regulation of synapse organization.
CGGGCCCCCGUGGCUCCUCGGACAGGCAGAUGCUCCCGUCAAUCAUCCGGGGGGAGGAGGGAGCUGAGGCACAUCCCCUGCGCGUGCGUGGGCUCCGGUUCCCACAUCUGGAUGUUCCUCCGGGUCACGCCCACAGCGCCUCCCCCCUCCCUCCCUCCCUCCCCCAGCUGCGGGUCCCUCCCGGAGAUCUGCUCCCAUCAGGCCGCUCGUCGCGUCUUUCUCUCGGGCGGCCGUGCUCGCAGCCGUCCAUGAGUGUCGAAUGCGCCGCGGGUCCAGCAGCGCGCUUCAGCACGAAGAUGGCGUCGGAGGGAGUCGGCGGAGAGCAGCCUCCCCCGGUCCAGACACUGGCAGCCGCCGUGCCGGGGAGCCUGGACGCGAAAUGUGAAUUUAAUAUGGAUAACCUGAGCAAGCCGGAGCUGCUCACCUUGCUAAGUAUCAUGGAAGGGGAGCUGGAGGCCCGGGACCUGGUCAUAGAGGCUUUGAGAGCCCAAAGAAAGGAGGUGUUCCUCCAAGAACGCUAUGGACACUACAGCAUCACCGACCCCUUCCUCGCGCUCCAGAGGGACUUUGAGUGCAGGGUCCCCGGAGGUGAAAACGAGCGCAGGUCCUUGGGGUCCAGUCCCAUCUCGGUACUGGAAGCUGUCAUGGGCCACUGCAGGAAAAUGCAGGAGCGGAUGUCGGCCCAGCUCGCCGCUGCCGAGAGCCGCCAGAAGAAGCUGGAGAUGGAGAAGCUGCAGCUUCAGAGUCUAGAGCAGGAGCACCGCAAGCUGACAGCACAGCUGAAGGACGAGCGUGAGAAGAACAAGAACAUAGUCAUGAUGCUGGUGCGUGAGUGCAAGCAGCUCGCCACCCGAGUGGUAGAGGAGUCUCAGCGCUUCGAUGAGCUCCAGGCGCGCCUGGACGAGGAGAGUCGUUCCUCGGGCAAACUCCAGGAGGAGCUGAACAAUGAGCGCCAGAAGAGCCAACAGAUGGAGGCGAAAAUGGAAAAGCAGCUGUCCGAGUUCGACACGGAGCGCGAGCAGUUGCGUGCGAGGCUAGGUCGGGAGGAGGUGGAGAGCCUGAGCCUCCGGCAGCAGGUGGAGCAGCUCAGAACUGAACGGGGCGACGGAAAGGAUGCCGGUCCGGCUGAGGCGGAAACUGCUGCUACUCCACCCAAACCUAAAGUUCUGACAUCUGUUUCUGUAGCUACAGAGCCUAUUAGCUCCCAAACAGCAUCUUGCCAAACAGACCAGCCCCCUACUGAGAUGGAGGCUCCUAAAAAGACCCCACUGGCUAUUCCGGUCAAGCCAACACCGGCCAACUACGUUGGGCUGAGCUUGCCAAAGACGUCUGGCCGGGGAAUCGUCCACAGUAGCUCGGGAGGACAGGCACAGACAGAGAAUGGCACCGAGGGACAAGCCUCCCACGGUUUACCCUCUGGGGUCAGCCCCCGUGUUCAGGCAGCCCGGUACAAGUUCCAGGAUCAGGAUCAAAACGGUACCUCAUCCCAGAGUCCUCCAGCUCGAGACCUCUCUCCCACCAACCGGGACAACUUUGCCGCCAGGCAGCAAGCGCGUCACACCGUCACACAGGUCCUGUCCCGCUUCACAAGCCCCCCAGCAGGAGGGGCUGUUCCACUGCGUCCGGGGCUGCCCCACUCGGCCUCGGAGGGGGGGCCUUUUCCUGGGCGCCUGAACCAUCCUAUUGGUCUGAAGUCGCCCACGGUCACCAGGAUCGACAGAGGAAACCCUCCCCCUAUACCUCCCAAAAAGCCAGGGCUUAGCCAGACCCCCUCUCCUCCUCACCCACCCAUCAAGGUGGUGGGGGACAGCAGCCGGUCCCCCGGGGCUGUGCUGAAACCAGCCACGCCCCAGCUGCCACCCAAACCUGCCCUGGACCUGGUACCAGCCCUGACAGCUUCUCAGGUGGGUCCCUGCCCUGCUGCCCAUCCCGAUCGGGGCCCGCCGCAGCCAUCGGCAGCAUGUGCACAGUGUCCGCCAGUCAUCAGUCCUGCCACCGUAGCUAGUCGCCCCUUGUCCAUAAACCCUCCCCCCACCUCCUCCUCCUCCAUUAGUGCUCCAUCCACCCAUAGUCCUUGUUCCUCCGCAGGCAGCCUCCUGGCAACAGCAUCAGGCUGGUGGCCCUCCGUAGUCCCCUCUCUUAGUGGCAGUGGGCCUGCUGCCCUGGACAGCGGGCUUUCUCUGCUUCUCCAAGCUGCUUCCCAGGGAAAUGUCACUUUAUUGUCAAUGCUGCUUAACCAACCAGACUCGACCACCAACAUCACCACCACCAACACCUCAUCCACCAUCAUCACCUCUAGCGCUGGCAUGGACAACAAGCCAAAUCAUCUUGCCCUUGAAGACCACUUCAACAUGAACCAAAACUCUGCUUUGUGUGUUGCUGCCUGUAAUGGACACAAGGAGUGCGUGAAGCUGCUGCUGUCUUCAGGAUUUUCUGCUGAUAUUUCACAUGAAAAUGGAUUUACACCCUUACACUUUGCUGCUGCCAAUGGACACACAUGCUGUGUGGAGGAGCUGCUGGCUGCAGGCGCUGCUGUGGACGCCGUGGCUGCAGACGGACAGACCUCCCUCUAUGUGGCCUGUGAGGCAGGAUGGCUGGACUGCACCCGGGCCCUGCUGGACGCCGGAGCCGAUCGCUCAUUGGCGACCACGGAUGGCUGCACGCCCCUGCAUGCUGCCGUGCGCUCAGGACACGUGGAAGUGCUGCGGCUCCUCCUCUGCCACAAAGGUCCCAGCGACCCUCCUGCUUCGCCCCACUUCCUGGCCCUUCCUGCCGCGCUGCUGAACCAGGCCAACAGGGACGGCUGGACCGCUGCACACAUGGCCGCUGUGCUGGGCCUGAAGGACUGUCUGGAGGUGAUGUGCAGCCAUUCUGAACAAGACAUUGAGAGAAAGGACAAAUGCAACCGGACAAUUCAUGAUGUGGCAACUGACGACUGCAAAGAGCUGCUGGAAACCCUGCAUUCAUACCGAGUUCUGGUGCUUCUCCGGAGUCCCAGAGGAGGACGUGGCUCCAUGUGUUCUCUGGAAGCCCAGGAGGAAUCCAGCAGCCAUGUUGUUGUUGGAAGAGUGAGCGUCCAUCGAGGGAUGUGCUGGGACGAGCUGAGUGCCGCUCUGAGUCGUAUCUUCACCUCCUACCUCCAGGUCGUCUGUGGGGAGUCUCAGACGGGACAGCUGGAGCAGAACCCCCCACUGGGACUCGGGUUCUCCAGUUUUGCUUCUGUCCUCGUUGGUGACACUGAAUGGCUGCCCGGUCAAGAACCUCCUUUAUCUCCGUGGGAUCUGGUCAGAAAGCCUCUCAGCCAGCAGAUCAGCAUCUGCCUCAAAGGUCUCUCUGAGGCGUGUUUUGAUGAGCUGGCUCUGGAGUCGCUCCUCUCUCUGCCUCUGCUGCAGAACUUCGUCCGCCUGGUGGAGCAGUACGGAAACUUAAUUUUUCAUGGGCUGGAGGGCAGCUGUCAGGAGUACUUUGCUGGUCUGGUGGCUUGCUGCAUCCAGUCCAAACAGGAAGCUGCGGGGGUCGGCUGUGAUGUGGUGAAGGUGGAGGUGAAGGAGGACUUGACCAAAGAGCAGCUGUUGCAGACGUUCAUCAGCUGUGGCUUCCUGGUUCCAGCCGUGGAGUCGGGGCUCAGAAUGACGCCUGUGCAGACGUCUGGCUGUGUGGUGGUCCUCCUGGAGGGUCUGGAGAGGGCAUCAUCCAUGACGGGCCUGCUGGGAGACCUCUGCCACAGCCUGGAGAACAGAGGAUCCACCUCACCUCUGGUCCUGAGCUCAGGCCCGCAUCACUUCAGUGCCAACAGCUUCUUGAUUGCGACGCUGUCGAAGGCGUGUCUGCAGGGCUCGGAGCUCCGCCUCCAACAGCACUUCCGCUGGGUCAGCCUCCGCUGGGAUCAGGAGCCGCUGCACGGCCUGCUGGGAAGGCAUCUCCGCAGGAAGCUUCUUCAUGAGAUAGGGGCAGGAAGUUGGUCAGCGGACGGCGCCAUGGAGCAGACGGUGAUGUGGGUCAGCCAGGUCUGGCAGCGUCUUAAUGCCUGUCUGUCCCGGCUGGGGACCCAUGAGGCUUUGCUGGGCCCACAGCUUUUCCUGUCCUGUCCUGUGGUCCGCAGCAGCUCAGAGGCCGUCGUCAGGUGGCUGGCUCGUCUCUGGAACGCCGUGGUCGUCCCCCGCGUGGAGGAGGCGGUCAUCUCCCGGGUAACCGGCAGGCGCUCCUCCUCCUUUCCUUGCCCUCCUGCAGCGCAGCGCCUUUCUCCUGGCAAGCGCGAUCUGAGCGCCGGACAGCAGGCCGUGGUGAAAGCCACCCUCAGCAUCCUGGUCAACAAGGCUGUGGCGCCGGGCUGCUCCCUCCCCCCACAGGAGAUCAGCCGGUACAUGCUGGAGUUCCAGGGCAGCGCCUUUCCUCUGUCCGCUCUGGGCUCCUGUGAGGACGCUGGAGGAGGAAGGCGACGAGAGCGGAACGCCGGAAAGCUGAGGAGGUCCAACACCAGCCCCAGGAAGAAGCAGGGCCCCUCCCUGAAGUGGAGCGGCGGUGGAUCCUUCCGAGAGAGUUCGUCGUCAGCCAUCUUCCAUACGAAUGGCCUCAGAGAACAUCCUUCGCUGCCAGCUUUCUGUGACAUCGAGACGGAUCUGAUCAGAGAGCUGCAGACCAUGUGCUCCAGCAGGUCCGAGCCAGACAUCAGCAAGAUCUGUUGGGCCAAAGAUGAAGAGCAGCAUCCUCAGCCAGCGGAUCUGGACCCGCUGGCCGUCCGGCAGCCAGAGCAGACGACGAGCAGCGUCCAGCCCAGCUGCAGCCAGAGAACCGGACCUCGAGUCCGGUCGCAGCUUCCUGUCCCGAGCAGCAGGGGGCAGCAGGCACGAGCCUUCGCCGCAUGCAGCAGCAGCAGCAGCGCCGGCGACCAAACCCAGAGGCCCCCCCGCCGCCACAGCAGCAGCAGAGCAGAGCACGGUCGUCCCGGCAACAACAACACCUGUUACAGCAGCAACAUGAACAGCAAGCAGGCUCACCCAGACAUCUGGAUCCUCCACAGAGACCCACACCACAGCAACAACAACCAGUGAACCCCCCCCCAUCACUAUGUGAGCCGCCAUUCAUGAUGUAAAGACUAGGUACCCGAUGACCUUUGACUCUUAGUAUUUGUACUUUGUUACCUGUACUUGUUAAACUGUACUGCAGUUGUGUACUUGGGGACCAUAGUUUUCUUCUAUUACAGUAUUUGAAUAAUGUGAUUCUUCUGAGGUGAAGACACUGUAAUGUGGGCGGGGACAGGGCAACAGAGACGGAGCAGCAGCUUUUUCUUUCUUUUUGUUUUUACUGUUGCCUUAACUGCAGUUUUUGAACCUGUAUUUUUAUUAGACAGUAUUCUGGUCUCGUCUUAGAACUCUCUGGAGUUAGAGAUGGCUUCUAAACUAUUAACCUGGUGGAAACUGCUUGAAGACACUCCUAGCACAGUAUUCUGUUCAGUUCAAGUGAAACCGUGUUCUCGUUCUCUCAGUAUAGGAGUCGCUAAAUAUUGUUUUUAGAUCAAACGCGAUGAAAACUGUUUCUUUUUUUGUUUUUUGCUGUUAAGUACUUUGAGAUAUUCAAGUGUUUUUGCAAAUAGUUGCAAGGUGGGUUCAAAUAUUGUUGAAAUAAAUCAGGGUUCUACCAAAUCUAAUUGUAAAUAAGAGUCGCUAAACACUAUAGAUUGUUGUAUGUGGCGUGACACUUGUACAGUAAUGAAACCUGGAAGCAAAAGAAAAAAAAAA